Molecule: messenger RNA, 237 nt
Organism: Knipowitschia caucasica
Lineage: Eukaryota; Metazoa; Chordata; Actinopteri; Gobiiformes; Gobiidae
Source: the annotation of a GenBank genome assembly
AUGCUAUCUUCAUUGAAUAUCCGCGCGCCUGUGUCUCCUGACGACUCGGCGCCGGACUCCCCUUCCAUCCUCCUCCGCAACGCCUCGCCUGUGCCCCCCAGCCCUCGUAAGAGUGUGCGUCUGGCCUCCAGGGACCCAGGGUCGGUGCGCGCCUUCCUCGCGGCGCGGGGGGUCGUGCCCGGCCCCGACGCUACUGAAGUGUUGCAGACUUUCCACGUCCUGCUCUGUCAGCAGUGA